Trypanosoma cruzi is the source of this 1212-nucleotide messenger RNA. RefSeq names its product mucin-associated surface protein (MASP), putative. Lineage: Eukaryota; Euglenozoa; Kinetoplastea; Trypanosomatida; Trypanosomatidae. The record is from RefSeq and is a predicted model, not a curated record. The transcript has a single exon. Bases 1 to 1212 code for a protein of 403 amino acids.
AUGGCGAUGAUGAUGGCUGGCCGUGUGCUGCUGGUGUGUGCCCUCUGCGUGCUGUGGUGCGGUGCCGGCGGUAGAUGUGAAGAGGAGGGGACAGCAGUUCCUGAGAGUGGAGGGAAAUUAUUGACGCACACGCAUAAUGGAGGAAAUGAUGGACUGCGCCUGAAGGCGGAUUUCGGGUUGAUUUCUACCCGAAUGGGAUUAAUAAAGGCGGUUGCGGCUGGAGACGACGGUGGAGAUGGAGCUGGUAAUGAUUCAUUGGAAAAUGAGGAUAAAUCACCGCAAGGUGGUGUCUUGGCUGGUACUAAGGACAAUGAAGCACCUGGUGCAGGAGGAGGGAAUGGUGCCGCAGGCGCAGUAAACGGGCAGUUACCUGCGGCUGGUCAAAAAGGGAUUGAAAACAAAAACGUGGAUCCCGGUAGAAAUGCGGCAACGGACUCCCAAGAUCAAAACAAUGACCACUUGUCCUCUUCAUCUGGCAGCACUCCCAGUCGUUCUGGUGAAAAACCCUCUUCGACGGGUACUUCCGAGAUGACUCAAUUGCCCAAGGACACGGUGACGAAAUUAGAUGCCGAUCUUCAGGAUAAACGUGAAAGUAGUGAAGGGAUAAAGGCAGAAGAAACAGAAGAGGAGGAAAGACAAAAAAUUAAAGCACACACCGGGUCUCGCGAAAGUAAAAAUAAUGGAGGAGAAACAACACCGCCACUACCAACAUCAUCAGAUGAAGAAAGCCCGAUAUCAGAUCAAGAAAACUCACAGAAUUCAAAAAAAGUAAAGAACGAAGCCACGCUGUCAGAAUCCAAAACGGCGUCAGAAGCACCGGCACCACCAUCAAAGGAUGCUACACAAGGGCAGCACAGUCAUGACACAGACACAGAGGAUCCGACGAAGAAUGCAGCAACCGGCAGUCCAGUUGAACCAACGACCUCAUCUACCUCUAAAAGUGGCAGCGGUGAUCAUGUCCAGAAUAAGGUAGAUGAGGAUGAUGCCCAAAGCUCUGAAGAACAACAUGACGGCAUUGAAACCGGCAAUACCAACGUUGUUCCAACACUCAGUGAGAGAGCGUCACAAACGCCAGAAACAGCCACCGACGCUCGAACAAAUGAUACGACGACGCCUGGCGACAGUGACGGCAGCACCGCGGUCUCCCACACCACCUCCCCUUUUUUGCUUUUUGUUACGUGUGCGGCGGCUGCUGCUGUGGUGGCCGCGUGA